AACAUUACGCCGUUUUCUGCAACACGUGCGUUAUCAGACCGCGUGGUAUCGCGCCGGACGCGAAUCCAAGUUGUUUAUUAUUGUUGAAUAAUGACUAAUUCUCGUUGAAUUGUACUUAUGGUUUUAUUCAAAUUUGUGGAAAAAUGUUAAGUUGCUCUCAACGCUGGAAAAAUAGGCGACCUUUGUUGUUUUCCUUCGGCUUUAUAUUGUGACACUGGUUACAGAGUGUGCACCGGCGAAUGGGCUGACGAAUCAGAAAGUUGUUAGGAUUGUAAAUAAUCGUUAAUUAUUGAAAUGUUUUCGAGAAUACACUCGUUAAAGUAUCUUCAAUCGUUGGAGUGGCUGUUGACAAAAACUAUACACAAACAUCGCGUUGCUAUUAAGUCAUAUCACGACAUCAAUGAAGAGGUACCUGUUAUUCAUUUAUCUGAAAUUAAAAAGAUAUUAAAAUCUGUAAAUAGUAUGACUUUGGAAGGCCAUGCUUGCAUCACAUCAAAUUACGCUCUUUGUGAAGAUUUAAAGAAAAAAAAUUGUAAAAUACAUAUAAAUAAAAUUACAGGAUUUUUUAUGUGUGAAAGUUGCAAGCGUAUUGGACCUUGGAGUACCAUUGAAAGAAUCAUAGUGCCAAAAAAUCCAAAGAAAGCAGCUGAAGAAAUAGAAUUAUUGCGAAAAGGUAUAGAAGUGUUACCAGACUUCCAUAAAGAAUGGGAAACUAUCAAAAAGUCAACUCAAUCAUUGGAAACCUUGCCAAAUGAUAGAUACUCGGAAGUUAUGGAAAAAUUUAAUUUAGGGUAUGUUCCACAAGAAAUAAUGGCUCAAAUGAAUACACUGUAUGACAGUUCCUCAGAUACUUUAUAUUUUCCUAUUUUAGCUUUUCGUAAUUUAGUAGUUGGAUAUAAAUUAUUUUCUAUUGAUCUCAAGAACUUGGAAACUGUUCCUGCUAUGAAUGCUGGUGGUAUUAUAAUUUAUAAACAAAAAAAUAUAAAAACAGAUGGAACAGUUGUAGUAGUAUCUAACAUAGAAGAUCUAUUGGCAAUAGCUUCAUCAAAAGCUGCCACUACAGUUAUUUGUCUUCCUUAUGGUUUAAAAAAUAUUCCUCAACAAAUAUUACCCAGUUUAGAGUCUUACAAGAAACUCAUUUUAUGGUUUGGGAAUGAUGAAUCUGGUUGGGACACAGCAAGAACUUUUGCCAAAAAGCUAGAUGCCAAUAGAUGUCAUUUUGUUAGACCUACCGAUAGACAACCCAAUGCAAAAGUUGCAUCAAGUUUGGGAUACGAUUUGAAGGAAAUUAUUCAAAAUGCUCAACCAAUAUGGCAUAAAAGUAUAACAACUUUUCAGAGUUUAAGACAAGAUGUGCUGAGUGAUUUACAAAAUUUAGACAAAGUUCAAGGAAUUAAAUGGACAAGAUAUCCAUCAUUGAAUAAAAUUUUAAAAGGUCAUAGAAGAGGGGAGUUCACUGUAAUCACAGGGCCAACUGGUUGUGGAAAAACCACCUUUAUGAGUGAAUAUUCUUUAGAUUUAGCAAUGCAAGGUGUAAACACACUAUGGGGUAGUUUUGAAAUAAGAAAUGCAAGAUUAGCUAAAACAAUGCUGCAACAAAUGGCUGGGGUACCAUUGGAUGAAAAUAUUAAAAAUUUUGAUCACUAUGCUAAUGAAUUUGAGAAACUCCCAAUCUAUUUCAUGACUUUUCAUGGACAACAGAGUAUAAAAGUUGUAAUGGAGGCAGUUGAACAUGCUACUUACGUACAUGAUAUAGCUCACGUGAUCAUUGAUAAUGUACAAUUCAUGAUGGGAAUGUCAGAUGAGCCUAAAUAUAUGGAUAGAUUUUGGAAACAAGACAAAAUUAUAGCUAUUUUUAGAACUUUUGCAACAAAGUUUAAUUGUCAUGUUUCAUUAGUUAUUCAUCCUAGGAAAGAGAAAGAAGAUGGAGAUUUAACAACUGCUUCAAUUUUUGGUGGAGCUAAAGCAACACAAGAAGCUGAUAAUGUUCUAAUUGUUCAAGACAAAAGAUUAACCAGUGUCAGAGGCAAAAAAUAUUUACAAGUAGCUAAAAAUCGUUACAGUGGUGAUUUGGGUAUAAUGCUACUAGAGUUUGACAAAAAUAGUCUUAGUUAUUCUCAAAAGAAAAAAACCAAGCCUGAAGAAACAGUAGCAUCAAAGUAUAUUUUGGAGUAAAGUCAAUUUCACAAAAUAUAAUGUAGUAUAAUGUACAGUAUUUUUAAUUUGUAUAUAUUUGUGGAUAAACAUAUCAUCAUAAAUUAAAUUUUAGUUGUUUAAUAAAUGAAAUAUUAAAAUAAAUUAACCAUGGCCCCUUAUUUGUUCUGUUUGAACCUAUGUAGUGUUAUAUCAGAAAAGCAAAAUGAAAAUAAAUCAAAUAAAAUUAUUUUCUUUCUUAAAAAUUUCAAGUAAUUUCAAAAC
Molecule: messenger RNA, 2418 nt
Organism: Trichogramma pretiosum
Lineage: Eukaryota; Metazoa; Arthropoda; Insecta; Hymenoptera; Trichogrammatidae
Gene: mtDNA-helicase
Product: twinkle protein, mitochondrial
Exons: 6
Coding region: 295-2175 (626 amino acids)
Biological process (GO): mitochondrial DNA replication
Cellular component (GO): mitochondrion
Molecular function (GO): ATP binding; single-stranded DNA binding; 5'-3' DNA helicase activity
Source: RefSeq, a predicted model, not a curated record